Messenger RNA from Clonostachys solani, 2055 nucleotides. The record is from the annotation of a GenBank genome assembly. NCBI's taxonomy places the organism in Eukaryota, Fungi, Ascomycota, Sordariomycetes, Hypocreales, Bionectriaceae.
AUGUAUGAAAUCGGUGCAUCCAUCCGGAGCAAGCUCUUGCAAGACGAGACGAUGAGAAAGUUGAGCCGGAGACAAGCUCAACCCUCAGUCCAGAUGACAUUCAGCUUGGAAUGGGACCUUAGGAAAUUUGUUAUCGACCAGGAGUACGUCAAUUCAGGCCCAACUAUCCUGGACCAUAUUCUUUGUGUUACCGGCACCCGACGACGUGCCCAAGCAACAACCGUCCAGCAGUAUUUCGAGCAGACUUGGCCUGGUUUAUACCAUCCUCUCCUCUCUCUUUUGAAUAAAUUCCUAUCAUCCACCCAGUUUACUUCAUGCAAUCUCAAACUGUCAGACGAAUCAUCGUUGACUAUAAUGCAAGACCAAUCUCACUGCCGCAUCAUUGUGAUAGGGGAAUUCGAGUUUGUCGUCGAGAUUGGCGAGCAACUGGGAUGGCUAGGCUCUGCUUUACGUCCAUCAGAGCUCGCCCAGGGUGUAGUCGAUUGCGAACCCUGGAUCUGGUCGGUUAAUAUUGAUGGCCAGAGCACCCAUAAGGGCAACAUCACAACAUAUGCGACCUGUCGGAUCAAGUUCCAUAUAAGUGAAAUGGACAGCUCUGAUCCUUUGCUGUCGGGAUUCUGUUGGGCCAGUAUGUUCCAAAACCCUGUGAUCGUCGCAGGCUAUCCGAUUCGCCAUCGCGACCAGGGAGACACUGGCCUCGAAAUUCCCCUAGAAGUCAUGGCAGAACUGGUGCAAUCCAACCAGGUGUUCAAUAUGGAUGGAAAUAUCAUGCUAAAAGGGUUUUGUUCGCUUCUGGUUGUAACAGCUCUUGAUGCAGAUGCUAUCAUUUGGCAUUUCUUGUUCAACGCAGAUGGCAAACGAAUCUCUUAUUGCGACGCGCGGCUGGAGGGACCCGAGGGAAUGCGGAUUUCCACCCCCAAGGGCUUGGAACUUAAAGAUCUCGAAACCCGUCGGCACAUCGUUGGGUGGUGCUCACACGUCCGAGAGUUCACAGGACAUCCUCAAGCGGGGUUUGGCGUACAACGCUCUAUCCUGCCCCCUUUUCCAAACUCAUUCGUGAUCGACAAGUUGUAUGUUGAAAGUGGUUCUGGCUUGAUCGGCGGCAUUUCCGUGUCACCUGGCAAACGCGAUAAACCUCUUCGCCUGGCCAGGGAGAGGGGCUUCUCAAGAAUGCUAGCCUGGAUCUAUGCUCAGUCCUUAGUGUUAGUGGACGUUGACGAUCGAAGAGCGUGGCUGGUUGACGGUGCAUCCUGUCUGUUGCACCUAGUUCGAGCCUCGAUCGAGCAAGACAGGAACCAUCCAGCAUAUAAGACCAAGUGGAAACUUCCAGGAGCACUCAAGCUUGAAGGGGAUGAUUUUCUAGGGUUGGCCGGGGACCAAGGCAUGACCGCUGUUGAAAUAUUGGGGAAUCCCGACAACCUCAACGUUCAGCUGUACGUUGAUGAUGUGGAGCCGAACGCGAAGGGAGAAUUGGUUGAAAUCCCCUACCACCUACGUAACAAGGUUCAAGAGGUUCUACCUCAGCUUGAAGCACUUGUAGACAAGCAAGCCGAAGUUGCUGCCCAAGACGGUUACUGGAUCCGUCCAUCGAGCAAACCGCUAGAGAAAAGUCUUGCAGGAUGGGAUUUCUGGGAUAUCGCAGGACCGACCGGUCCGAUUCAUCGAAGAAUCUACCAUUUGCAAGCAAGCGGCCGUGGCUGGGUUGAUUACAUCCGGUCUAUCAAGGCCGUCACCAUCUUCGGGAAAGGGUUCGGAGAGUUACUCGAGCCCGAGGAACGGAAUAUUUGCCCAAACUGGAUGACUGUUCCAAAGAGCAAGGAUUACCUGGGCUCUUCCAUUGCAACAUUGAAAAAGAUCCAUGCAUCGACUAACAUCCAGCCCUUGGAUCCGGGGUUGAUCACUGCGGAUAUAACGUGGUCGUCACAAGCUACGCUCUUCUCACCAUGUGCUUGUUUGGAUUCGCAUGGAGAAACGCCUCCGCACCAUCAUGAUCCAGUCCAGCUGCUCUUACCAAAGGGACGAAAUCUUCAUCUUGAUAUUCCCAGCACAUGUUUA